ACGACGGGAAGCGGCAAUGGCGGCGGACGAGGGCUGUGCCCCCGGCCCGCCCCGUUAGGAGCCGCGAGUAAGGCGAGUGUCCGACGCCGAGCUGGCUGACAGAGCCCGGCCGCGGCCUCUGCGGGCCCAGGGGCCUCCAGACCCCGUGACCACCGGACCUAGCACCCUGCAACGGCCCCGGCUUGGCCUCGGGACAGUCCGCGCGCUCACCAACUCCCUGGUGAACGCCGCUUGGCCGCCGCCGCCGCAGGACCCAAGAGAAGGGGAAACCCGCGCAAGGACCCGGUUCCCGCGGCGCCGUACGUGGAGUGAGGCUGCGCUCCGCCCCGCGUGCUCCGAUUGGCUCUGGGGCCUGGCCCGCCCCUUCCCGGCACUGUCAUUGGCCUAGACAGAGUCGUCGGGGUGGGGAAUCCUAUUGGCCCAGGGGUGCGGCUUGUCCUCUCCCGGUGCUCUCAUUGGCCGAGCGCCGCCGUUGGGGGUGAGGCCGCGUCGGGGGAGGACAACAAAGGGCCGCGGGCAGCGGUGUCCCAGUCUCCCGGUGCUUCCCUCAGGCUGAGGCGCCCGGCCUCCCGCCAGCCGCGCUCCAGAUGAAGUGUGAGCACUGCACGCGCAAGGAAUGUAGUAAGAAAACAAAAACUGAUGACCAAGAGAAUGUGUCAGCCGAUGCACUGAGUCCAGCCCAGGAAAAUGGAGAGAAGGGAGAAUUCCACAAGUUGGCUGAUGCCAAGAUAUUUUUGAGCGACUGCCUGGCAUGUGACAGCUGUAUGACUGCAGAGGAAGGAGUCCAACUUUCCCAGCAAAAUGCCAAGGACUUCUUCCGCGUUCUGAACCUUAACAAGUUCCACAGGCUCUACAGGAGACAUGGCUGGGGAGGCCUCAGGAAACAAUCAUGGCGGAAGAGCGAAGGGGAAGCAAGCACGUCUUCACGUGGCAGCAGGAGAGAGCAAGUGAAGGGGGAGAAAUGUGAUACCUCAAAGCACAAAGUGCUGGUAGUGUCUGUGUGUCCUCAGUCUUUGCCUUAUUUUGCUGCUAAAUUCAACCUCAGUGUAACUGACGCAUCCAGAAGACUCUGUGGUUUCCUCAAAAGUCUUGGGGUGCACUAUGUAUUUGAUACGACGAUAGCUGCGGAUUUUAGUAUCCUGGAGAGUCAAAAAGAAUUCGUGCGUCGCUAUCGCCAGCACAGUGAGGAGGAACGCACCCUGCCCAUGCUGACCUCUGCCUGUCCUGGCUGGGUCCGAUACGCCGAGCGGGUGCUGGGUUGCCCCAUCACUGCCCACCUCUGCACCGCCAGGUCCCCCCAGCAGGUCAUGGGCUCUUUGGUGAAGGAUUAUUUCGCCAGACAGCAGAACCUGUCUCCAGAGAAGAUUUUCCACGUCAUCGUGGCCCCUUGUUAUGACAAGAAGCUGGAGGCUCUUCAGGAAAGCCUUCCCCCUGCUUUGCAUGGCUCCCGGGGCGCUGACUGCGUGUUAACAUCAGGUGAAAUUGCUCAAAUAAUGGAGCAAGGUGACCUCUCAGUGAAAGAUGCUGCCGUCGACACUCUGUUUGGAGACUUGAAGGAGGACAAGGUGACGCGCCAUGAUGGAGCCAGCUCGGACGGGCACCUGGCACACAUCUUCAGACAUGCGGCCAAGGAGCUGUUCAACGAGGAUGUGGAGGAGGUCACUUACCGAGCCCUGAGAAACAAAGACUUCCAAGAGGUCACCCUUGAGAAGAACGGAGAGGUGGUGUUACGCUUUGCUGCGGCCUAUGGCUUUCGAAACAUCCAGAACAUGAUCCUGAAGCUUAAGAAGGGCAAGUUCCCGUACCACUUUGUGGAGGUCCUCGCCUGUGCUGGAGGAUGCUUAAAUGGCAGAGGCCAAGCCCAGACUCCAGAUGGACAUGCGGAUAAGGCCCUGCUGCGGCAAAUGGAAGGCAUUUACGCUGACAUCCCUGUGCGGCGUCCGGAGUCCAGUGCACACGUGCAGGAGCUGUACCAGGAGUGGCUGGAGGGGAUCAACUCCCCCAAGGCCCGAGAGGUGCUGCAUACCACAUACCAGAGCCAGGAGCGCGGCGCACACAGUCUGGACAUCAAGUGGUGAAGUCAGGCCGGGGCCUUCCAGCUGCUCCUGGGGCCAGAGCCAAGAGUCUCUCAGUAGAGGGAGGGGCUGCCCUGAGUGGAGUAUUAAAGACACUUAAGAGAA
Symphalangus syndactylus (siamang) is the source of this 2180-nucleotide messenger RNA. RefSeq names its product nuclear prelamin A recognition factor (gene NARF). Lineage: Eukaryota; Metazoa; Chordata; Mammalia; Primates; Hylobatidae. The record is from RefSeq and is a predicted model, not a curated record.